This is a messenger RNA of Serpula lacrymans var. lacrymans S7.9, 629 nucleotides long. RefSeq lists its product as uncharacterized. The coding region runs from base 69 to 347 and encodes 92 amino acids. The record is from RefSeq and is a predicted model, not a curated record. The transcript has a single exon. Lineage: Eukaryota; Fungi; Basidiomycota; Agaricomycetes; Boletales; Serpulaceae.
UAACAUUACUAAUAUAUUUUUAUUUACUUUCAACUCGACAAUCUACAACCUUGCUUGUAGGUGUAAUUAUGCAUGUACUUUGGUGUGAUAUAAAUUGUGGAAAAAUGAGAAUACUUGGAUGGCGAAAAACAGCGGAACGCGAGGGUCAUUCAAGGACUGCGGGGAGAGCUUCCUCGCGGUGUCAUCUGAAUCAUCAUCAGCUGAACCAGGCUCAUCCACACUACUUCGCUGGCCCAACUCACAGUCGUACGGCAUACGCACAGGUGGGAGAUCGUCCAGGGAGGCACCACCACCAUCCGUCGGAGUGGUCUUACCUCGUGCAAGUGCAUAAAGCUCGACCUAUCUGACUUCCCCUGAGACGGCAUCAAAAUCAAUCGCGUUUCUCUCCUGUAAGGACUCAUAAAUACCGAUAUCCACUUUCUCCAUGUCCAGCUCACGCACGUUGAGGUUAUCCUUCAGCACUCCAAGUCGGUAUCAACGAUGGAUAGUGACUUCUCAUUGUCCUCCUGAAGUUGAGUUAGAAAAAUGACUGCUCUCUCUUUCUCCUCAAUUUUCCAGGAUGUAGCAGGUGUAGUUAGAAUGUCGUGACGUAUUCUUUCACGGCUAGCAUACGCAUACCUGAGUGAAGU